Molecule: messenger RNA, 1002 nt
Organism: Vanessa atalanta (red admiral)
Lineage: Eukaryota; Metazoa; Arthropoda; Insecta; Lepidoptera; Nymphalidae
Exons: 1
Coding region: 1-1002 (333 amino acids)
Source: RefSeq, a predicted model, not a curated record
AUGUCUGAGAAAUCUUUUACGCAUAUGGAGUCUGACAAAAAGAAACAAUGGAAGUGUCAAAAAUGUGGGAAUAAACCACCGAAAGCGGAUAACAUAACCCCUAUAAAAUCAUCUCAAUCUUCAUAUGAAGACAACGUAUGUAAUAAUAUAACUACGCGAAAAAUAAACUCGAAAUCUAUCAACUCGGAAAUUGCAACAGAGGAUCUAAGUUUAAUGCUUUCACCUUCCUCGACCGACAAAUUAAUGCCUUUACUUAGAAAAGAAAUUCAAAGUGCAGUUGCCGAAGCUGUUCAAAAUGCUGUAUCCAUUUACUUUUCAAAAGAGUUCGAUUUAAUAAAAAACGAGCUAACUACAUUAAAAGAAUUAAAAUCUACGAUUGAAUUCAUUAGCGCAGACUAUGAUAAAGUUAAGGUAGAUCUGAAAACAUGUGAGAGUAGGGUGAUAGAAUUGUCUCAGGAUAACAAGAGACUAUCCGAUACUAUUUUCGACCUAUCUAAUCGGGUUGCUUUAUUGGAACAACAUUCCCGAGAAAAUAACAUUGAAGUCAACGGUGUUCCCGAAAAUAAAACUGAAAAUUUAGUUUCAAUAGUAAAGCAGCUAGCUUCUACCGUCUCCGCUCCUUUAAAAGACACGGAUAUAGUACACUGUGUAAGAGUGAAAAAAAUGGAUGAAACAAGUAACAAGCCUCGGUCCAUAAUCGUAAAGCUUACUUCCACCAGAGCCAGAGACGAGGUACUAGCCGCUGUUUCUAAGUUUAAUAAAUCAAACAAGGAAAAUAAAUUACAUAGCGGUCAUCUUGGUUUCGGCACAAAGAAAACACCUAUCUACGUUUCUGAACAUCUAUCUCCUCACAGUAAAUAUUUAUACGCCCGAACAAGACAAACAGCUCGUGAAAAGGGCAUUGCAUACGUGUGGAUUAGAAACGGACGCAUAUUUAUUCGUAAAAAUGAUACAUCUCCAGCCAAACAGAUACGUCACAUUGAAACAUUAGGAAAAAUUUAA